UAAUGGCUCCCUGGAGGAACUUGAUCAAAGCAGGGAGCAGACAGUUAUCAGAAUACUCCUGUUGUGCCAUUUCAACCAUGAGACUCACAUUUCAAGCAUAUUUGAUGAUCUUCACACUGGGCAACCUUGUGGCUUCUCAGUUACAAUCUUCUGGUGGGAAAGUUGCUAUCAACACCACCAUAAUCAACUUCAAUAAGAAGAUGCAGAUCACAUGGGCAACAAGAGAGAUUUUCCCCAAUGAGAAUGUGUCAUUUUUUUACACAUUUGAUGAAGGCAAGCACAAAGUUUGGAAGCCAUGUCCCACCUAUUUAUUGGAUCAAGAUUAUAAUUCUGGAUGUCUUUUUAAGACAGAAGGUCCUACCCUUGCCAUUUCUAUCAGGAGCAGCAAUGGAAGUGAACAGUUUUUUUCUAAAAUAUUCAAAACUGAUUUUUACAUAAAGCCCAGUCCACCUGAAAAUGUGACCUUCUUCUGGGAAGAGGACACUGUUACUGUAAGCUGUAAUAAACCAAAGAGAAAUGCACUGUGCUUGACACUUGAGCUUCAGUACAAAAGCAAGUUUGACAAAGAGUGGCAAUCCAGAACUUCUAGAUGCUGCAGAGUGGGAGAGCAAGGCUUUGAUCCAAGGAAGUGCUACUCUUUCCGGGUCAGACUGUGGAGGCUCUCACGACUCUGCAACGUGGAGAAUUACAGCAGUGCCUGGGAAGCUGAAACAUUUUGGAUGAAUGGCACGUUAUUAGAUUCAUGUGAUGAUGAUGUAACUCCUCAGUCAAAAACAAUAAUUGUUUUAAGUUGUUCACAGGCAGUACUCUUAAUGAUGCUUAUUCUCCUGAUUCUUCUGUGUAAAUGGCAGAGGGUUCAGAUGUCAGUCCUGCCUGCUAUACCAGACCCAAAAUACUCAUUUGCUGAUCUCUUCAAUGAUCAUAAUGGAAACCUACAGGAAUGGCUAGUCAAAAAUGACCAUGUGGUGUUGCAAACCAAACUAGAAUAUGAGGAACCAGAGUCCAUUACUGAGGCAGAAAGUCAGCAAGAAGAUGGGAAGAACAGUGACAAACAAGGGCCUUUGGAAAAAAUCUUCACUUUUUCAGGAGCAGCUGAAAACAAUGAUGGCAAAGCAGCUGAGAUUGCCUGCCUGAUACCAGCACCCAACACUGCAGCUCCUCUUGCUGGCUUCCAUAUUUUAAUGAAUGAUGACAUGUAUGUGAUGUUAUAAAAGCUGCAUCAUGCAGGAGGGUUUAGGGAAUUCCAUAAAAAUCCUGAUGAGCUGGGGAGAGUGACUGAAUAGAAAAGGUCAUCAUGAUGAGAUUCACAUCAAGGAAGACACUGGGCUGUGUUUUUAAAUCUGUACUUUCCCAGCAGUUAGGAUCUCUUGGGCAGAAUCAAGUGUUUGAAACAAACUCCUGAUGAUCUACAGAGGUAGGAUUUGCUCUUCUAAUUGGGGUUUAUCCCUAAAGCUCAUUUUCUUGCUGUGGACAGGAGAGCACAGGAACUUUUCCAUAAUAUAUGUCAGCAGGGAUGAGAUUUAGUCCUUCUGCUUAUGGAGUGUGUAGAGCAGGGCAAAAGAACCAUUCUUCCCAAAUGAAGAGAGAAAAUAAAGAGAUUUUGCUGUCUCGUGUAAAGAGAUUUUUGAUGCAUAACUUUACAUUUCAUGGCAUGCCUUAAAGGUUUUAUAGAGAAGGAAUAAGGCCCUCAUCUAAGGAGAGGAGUGAGGAUACACAGUGUUAAAUCACAUUUUAGCCUGCAGAUUCUUCUGUGUAGCCUUACAGCCUUUAUUUUAGAAAGCAGAAGUUCAUUUUGAACAGUAUUUAACUGAGUUUCAUUUAUUUCAAACUGGGGUUUAGUGCAACCAGCAGCUGUAGACACAAAUUAGGACUUAUUGCAUAUACUAGUCUCUUGUUUUGGUCUAGGAAAUGGGGGCUUUGGGUUUUUUUAACAAGUUUAAAAAAUAAGUUUAGAACAAUAUUCUAAAGUUUUCUAAACAUACCUUCUUUUAAAGUAUGUUUAAAACCAAAUUUAAAAUGCAAUAUACUAAGCAAUCAAAAUUGAGAAAAAAAAUUUUGACUAUUCUGAGUUUCUCCAUAUCACUUAUGUUACAUGCUAUUUGAAGGCAAAUUUAGUAAAAAAUUUUGUGUUAAAAGUGUCUAUCAUCCAAGCAGAUACAGUGUGAUUAUAUGAUGAAUUAGCUACAGUUAUUCACCUGCAUAUCAGUCAGUCAUUAAAUGGCUUUAUCAGUUGACUAACCCUUGCCAAUCACAUGUUUUUAUUAUGCAAGCACUCUAAAUUAUUGUGCAAA
Molecule: messenger RNA, 2291 nt
Organism: Oenanthe melanoleuca
Lineage: Eukaryota; Metazoa; Chordata; Aves; Passeriformes; Muscicapidae
Gene: CRLF2
Product: cytokine receptor like factor 2
Exons: 9
Coding region: 3-1211 (402 amino acids)
Biological process (GO): cytokine-mediated signaling pathway
Cellular component (GO): external side of plasma membrane
Molecular function (GO): cytokine receptor activity; protein binding
Source: RefSeq, a predicted model, not a curated record